AAUGGAUGACAUUUUAAGUACAAUAAUUUGAUACAUUUCUUUCCUUUACUACAGUAAUUUUCUUCAAAUGCUUUCUUUAAUAUAAAUUAAUUUUUGCUUAUUAUUAAGAGUUGUGUUUUAUUUAAUUUAGACGAAACACAGUAAUUUUUUUUUAGAUUAAGUAUUGUACACCUCUUAAUUUUAUAUAAGAAUAACUCGACAGAUGUCCAUUUACAGAGUUACGUUUAUGUGACAUCUUUUCGGUUAUACAAUUAUUAGAAUAUAUUAGCGAAGGUUCACUAAAUAUAUAUUAGGAGCACCUCGUAUUACUGCCAUUUUUAAAAUACAUCGGAUAAGUAGUAAACAUCAACGACGGACGGUAGGUCGCACAUUUGAUUAAACGCACAUGCGCAUAGAAAUGAAUUUGUCAAAUGAAUCAAGCGUAUUAUUUGCUUUCUUCUUCUUUGUGAUAUUAAGAGUGUUUUUAAAUGAUAAUAGUGCUUAGAAUUAUGUACGAUACAUCAUAAGCAUCCUUUUUCGACGGCUGAUAUGCUUCUUCCGUAAUUCACUGUACCGAUCAUUCUGAAUAUCAUUUGCUCUGAAACCGCUGUUACAUGUGUAAAAGUGCUCGAGAAUAUCAAAGUACGCGUCAUUGAGUUCGUUAACACAGAUUUUUAGGCGGCUAAGUUAGAUUCUUUUCACUUCAAGAAAUUUAAAGUGAUACGUAAGCUAUUUCCUUUUAUUCGAUAUUAAAAGGUUAAACAAAAAACAACGAAUUAAUCGUUUUUUUAUAUUUCUACGCAAGUAACUCAUAUAUUAAUAAUUAUAUAUAACAAGAUAUAAGAUAACCUCUGACGAAUUGUAACAAUACAUUCAUCUUGAUGUGAUUCGAUUCCAGUAUCUAUUAAAAGUUUGAAUUACAGGUACAGUGGUUUCCUUCUAAACACAAUUCUUAGUACAAAAUUCAAUAUGGUGCGUGUUAUUACUGUGCACAAUUUUUUGGGGCAAAACAUCACCCAAAUUGAGGAACCAACUGCAAGCUGCACAGCAAAUGCAUCUGGACAUGAAAUGCUUCUUUUAGCACUUUCAACACAUUGUGUUGAAGUGUGGGAAUUGAUGUUGUCUGAUAUUAAAUUACACACUGUAUUCCCAACAGUUGAUACAAUUAAUCAAAUGGUACAUUGUGCCAAAGGAGACUAUGUUGUGACAUUAGAAUCAAAAUAUGGUAGAGAUGCAAGUGUUAAUAACCAGGUUGGAAAAGUAACUAAUAAUUUUGUUAGAAUUUAUGUCAACUGGGCUUUAGUGAAAGACCAAAAUCAACCUAUGCGUGCUAGAAUAGCAGGACGUGUUACUCCAACUUUAAAUCGACCACUGAAUAGUUUAGAAAUGAUAGAAUUGCCAUUAAGUAUACAGCCUACAUUAAUUGCUUGCUGUCAAAGUACUGGUAAUCUUCUAGUAGCUUCAGGAAAUAGUGCUAUUCUCCAUGAAUUCAAAGUUGAAACUCAACAAGUGUCAAAGAUGAAAUUCAUAGAUUUUGAAGCAAGACCAUGGUCUUUAGGAUUCUCAUUUUCUCCUACACGCAUGGAAAUUGUUGAAGACUUUAUAUCAGUCAUGGAUAAAUCAAAUUUAUCUGUUUUUCGCUUGACUAAUUCAAUGUAUGAAGAUAUCGAUCAACUUAGUUCUCUAACUUCUACAAAUUCUUCUUCCAUUGACAAAACAUCUAUAUCUACUGACUCCUCACUUGUAGAAAAUAGUAGUAAUAUGGGAAAUCAAGAGGAUAGCACAGUGUUGCAAACAUCAAACUCAAAACGUAGAAGUUCUACUCAGGAUCUUCAUUUUGUUGCAUCAGCGAAUAAUGAUACUAUUGGAGUAAACACAAAAUCCAAAAGUAACAGACGUAAAAACUCCAAAACGAAUAUAUGGUGUAAAUUAGAAACAGGAGACUUCAACAAAAUAAAAUCUAACAACAAUAAAGGUAUCAUAGAUCUGGAUCGUUUAGUACACAAUGAAAGGGAAGAAUUGCAGAGAUUAAUUACUCAAGAAGUUAUCGACGGAAAUUCACAACCAUUGACUAUCAAUUUUCCAUCAAUAAGUUUAGAAAGAGCAGGACCAGGGCAUACUUUAAGCCCUUUUAUAUUGAAUCCACCAGAUAUAAGAAUCAUAAUUAAAACAAAUUCUCCUGACUUAGGGUGGUCAGAAAACUAUACAAUAAAAAAUUUAUUAUCUCUUAAAAUAGUGGCAACUAAUAAUAAUCCAAAACUCGAUGGAAAUUCUGAGCUAUUUAGUUGCUUGUUACUGAAACCAUUAUAUAUGAGGAAGGAAUGCAACAGUUCUUGUUUAAAAAAGUCAAUCCUUAGAUCAGACAAAUACAGGUACUUACAAGGUGUAAGCUGUUUCCUAUGUACAUUACAAGAAGGAUAUCUUUAUCACUUCUUAGCUACUAGUACAAAUCCUACAGAUGCAACCUGUUUAACUACUUAUCCAUUUACUGCGGCUGUUAAUCAUGUAGCAUUGGAGAACACUGCUCUUCACGCAUUAACGGAAGCUGGUCUCGAAUCUUACACAUUACGUUUGUCCCAUCACAUCGCUAGAACGUCAAACAAUAUAGAUAAUUUUCAAGUAACAUGUCCUAGUGUCUCUGAACCUGUUUGCUUAAUCGGUUUACGACCGUUUCUGGGGAUACAGAAAUUAUUACAUAGCAAAAGCUACUUACUUCUCUUAGCUAAAGCCGAGAAUUCGUGGACAUUGUAUUCCUUAAUUUUACCUAAACUGGAGAACUUAUAUUACGACAUUUUAAAUGCAGCGAGAAGUCACAAAUCUUCUAGCCCCAGUACUUACAGACAUUUAUUGGGAGAAGCCCAUGCUUUGAUACGUCUAGCGAAGGACACCGCUUACAAUUGCUCAGACAUUGAUGAAUCUGAUGAUGCAGCAAAUGAAAACGGACUGAAAUUGAAAAACUUGUACAAUCAAUCAUGUGCAUUACUUGCGGAUUAUUAUAUUCGGUCGGAAUAUGAAUCUGAUUGGGAUCGUUGUAUACCCUAUUACAAGAUGUCAGGGCUGAAGUUCUCGGAAGUAUUGUCCAGAAAAUCUAGUCAAGACGCACCAGGACUUGUUACGUUUCUAACGGAUAUACUUUUGACAUUAAAAAGCGGUUCGGAAGCAGACGCUUUGUUUCAAGGAUUUAAUAUCGUAGAAAUGAUCUGUAAACUAAAAAAAGGGGACUUAUUGAUAUUGAUUUUCGGUAGCCCUGUGCUGCGAGAAUACACCACAGAAAAAUUGAUACAUCUUUUACUAUCAUACGAAACUGACGAGUUAGUUAAGUUAGCUUUAGCUCUUUUGUACAUCCAAGCUGAGAAACAAGAACAAGCAGAAAAAAUACUUGAACCAGUCUCGGCGCAAUGUAUCAAAAAGGUAGUAGUCGAACAUUGGGACGUGUUAUUCGACAUGACAGCGAUGAGAAAGAGAACUCCAAUGAUCCCAACGUUCUCUGAUUUCGCUGGGACAUUGAUGCGUUUAAAGAAUUCGACUUUUGCUGAUAUUUUGAUACAAAUAGUAGAGGAUGAUGGAGUUUUAUCUCUUCAUCAAAUUAUACAAGUGUUUUUGGAGUACCUACCCUCUAGGGUAGGUCGGGAUGGACACAAUGCAGCAAUGGCAUUGCAAGUUUUCCUCGAGAAGUAUCUUCAUAAUUACGUCAGUACAAAAUUAAUCACAGAUUCGUCCGUUAUAAAUAAAAAUCAAAUACGCACGGAUUUUGCUUUAGUCGAGGCAUUCAAACUUCUGGUACGAUCGUAUCUAGGUAAAUUGUCUCAAACUAAAGUGUACAAAAUAGAGAAUAAAGAAAACAUAGACGAAAAUUAUACGAACUUCAUAUUCUCGAAGUUUAGACCUGAUUAUUUAGAUAGAAUGCCUCCAUAUGCUAAAGAUUAUCAAAAGAUAUUGAAUGCAAAUUAUCUCAAGGAUAUAGGUAACAUAGAAAAAACUGAUGCUGAGAAAACUAUACCUGCAGAGUUGUUUAAAUUACAAUUAUUAUUAUCCUGCGAUUUUGUUCCAAAUGAAUGCUUGCUCGAAGUGAAGCAAUUUCUUGAAACACAGGAAAUUGAUGGCAGUUUAUCUUUAAAAACGUUAUGCAUUCAGAAUACGGAAGAAGUGACAAGUAUGCUCAUGGAGAACUGCCCUCAAGCUGUUAUGCAGUAUGCAAAGGAUGUUUAUACUAAAGAAUCUGAAUGGAAAUAUUUAAUCGAAUUAACACAAAAUAAGAUUUCUACGUCGAAUACGCGGCAAGAUUUGCAAUGUUUAUAUACACAAAUUAUGAAAGAAAUUCUCAAUUACUUACCACACGUACUGUCCUUAGACAGUUUACGUUGUGUUCUUCCAAAAGACGACAUCAUAGCAUUCCAAAAAUGCACUGAAAUGUGCACACAGAUUAUGCAUGCGGAACACGUUAAAUCCUUAAUAAUGGAAACUGGGCAGCAACUUCUGACAACUCUAAAAUUAUGAGCAACUGUCUUAACUAAUUAAUUGCAUCGUUAUAUGACGAUAGUAUAGGUCCAAUUCAUUUCAUCCCCUAAGGAAAAACUGUAUAUUUUGAAUACAACACAACCAGCUGUGUUGUAUGCAAAUUAUAUAGAGGGGAGAAAUUCAGAACAAAUUAUAUUUAGACGAAUUUGUUAAGAACAAUAAUUAAUUCUUCAUGUGAUACGACUUUUGCGAACUUUUAAUAAUCGCAAUUUAAUGCUUAAUGAAAAUUAUUUGACAUUUAAUAUAGUUGAUGCAUUACCUAUGGUUCUUUCAAACCACCAGCCUAUUUCUUUAUAAAAAGUACAUUUGUAUUGCCGUCAAUUUUUUGAAUAUCAAUUUCACUUUUCUGAGUGUCUUUUAAUUGAAGGUAAUGAUAAAAUCGCAAAUAAUUAUUGUCGAAUGCACAAUUUCGUAAUCACAGAAAUAUCUAGUCAUUUAAAUAGAUCUUAUAAAGUGCACAUUUCUUUAAUUAAAUUAAUUAAAGUAUUCAAUUUUCGUUACAAUAAUUACAAUGACGCACAAACUUUUUAUGAACAAAGUUUUAUCAAAAGAAUGUCAAAAAUCGGAGACAAAUACUGUAGAUAAAAUUAAUUCAUCUAUAAUCAAUUGUUGAGAUGUUCUAUAUAGAUAUAUUGUAUUAUGUCUAGACGUAUGUUAUCUUUCCCUUAGCCAGUGGAAUAAUGAAAUCGUAAUUAAUACAUAGAAAUUUAUACAGAAUCAGUAUAUACAACUUAAAACUUUAGAGCAGUGGUUUCCAAAGUUUUUUAAAGGCGCUCCCUAAAAAAAUUCUGUGUUGACAUAAGUGUAUACACAUUUAAAAUAAUACAACAAAAAUAUACUUCUGUAUUCGUUAACUUCCAAUGAUCAGUGCAUUAAUAGAAAGAAAUGAUUAAUAAGUUUACAUUUUUCCACAUUUACAAUUUUGUUUAGCGCCCUCUACUUUGUGAAACACUGAUUUACGGUGUUAAAUAUAAUGUUUAACAUAAUAGAUUGCUUUAUAUAUUGAAUUAAGAAAUUCUGUAAUGUGAUCGUGUAUUUUUGACCGUUUCUACAAAUUUGUUAAAAGUUGUUUAUAUUUUAACCGCUAGGGGCGGGAUGGCAUGUGUUUAGGAAAACACUUAGUGUGAAGAUGAUUAUUUUCUAUUGACUUCGUUGAUCCUAUAAUGUAGUAUUUUCAUCACUCUUUGAAUGUUACGAAAUAUGUAACUUUGAUGUGCCUUUAGGACUAAUUUCUCUUUGUUAUAAAUCUAAUAUUUAUCUAAUUCUGUUAGAAGUGAUCUACGAUAUUUAUAAAUCUUAAUAGAAAUAAUAUACCUGUAACUCGUA
Hylaeus volcanicus is the source of this 5823-nucleotide messenger RNA. RefSeq lists its product as uncharacterized. The record is from RefSeq and is a predicted model, not a curated record. NCBI's taxonomy places the organism in Eukaryota, Metazoa, Arthropoda, Insecta, Hymenoptera, Colletidae. Gene Ontology annotation, biological process: organelle organization. Bases 949 to 4476 code for a protein of 1175 amino acids. Gene Ontology annotation, cellular component: cytoplasm. The transcript is spliced from 4 exons.